GAGUUUAGUUGCUUUCAGUCUUGCGAUGCAAGCGAAUCGGAAUUAGAAUCUAUAUUUUCUUCGUUCUUCAGUGAAGUUUUUCCACCCCUGCCGGAUAGAGGGACUUCACGAUGAGACGGCGGGCUUUAGAGCUGAUCACGGGACUUCUCGUGGUUCAGCUGUUGUUGCCUUUGCCGGAUCAAGUGAAUGCCAUGAAACACAGACUAAGGAAACAACGAUCCAAACCGCAAGAGCAUCAGGCUCAGCAGUCUAGCAACGAUUAUGAAUAUGAUUAUAACUACGAGAACUACGACGAAUACGAUGAAAAGAACGAAACUACAACAAUAUUACCAUCACGUGCAAUACCAUCAGAUAUCACGCAACUUCCGGAGAGAUCCGAAAUAACAACAGAAGCAUUUUUGAGGCGAGAAAAAACACCUACAGAUUUACCAGCUCCUACGACAACUCACUUUUAUGAUCAUGGUAGAUCAGAUGAGAUUAGUUCCACAUCUGCUCGAGAUCAUUCAGUUUUACCUACGGAGAUUUUACCAGGUGAAAGUAACAUAUAUAGUUCUGUGGCUGUACCAGGACCACGAGGUUCACCUGGUCGACCUGGAGAUGAUGGUCGUCCUGGCGAUUCAGGAUAUCCUGGACAACCUGGUACACCUGGGAUCCCAGGGCCACCUGGACCUCCAGGACCUGUACCUGAUGUAUCUCUUUAUUAUCAACAAUUGGCUUUGUCUCAAGCAAAUGAAGAUAAAGGUCCGUCCGGUGCAGCGGCGUCAUUGCCUUACAUUCAGGCACAAGUAGGCCCGAUGGGUCCGCGAGGUCCUCCAGGUCCACCUGGUUCUCCUGGUCCUCAAGGUUUUCAAGGUACACGAGGUGAAACCGGUGAAUUGGGUUCUCCAGGUCCUCCUGGCAUGCCAGGUCCUAGGGGUUUACCAGGAUUGCCUGGAAAAGACGGUAUCAGUGGAGAAGAUGGCGAAACUGGUCCAUCAGGAUCGCCUGGUCUUGUGGGACAACGUGGCCUUCCAGGAAUACCUGGGCUUCCAGGGCUAAAAGGUCACCGUGGUUUUCCAGGUUUAGAUGGUGCCAAAGGUGAGCAAGGAACUUCUGGUGAAAAAGGAUCUAUGGGCUCGCCUGGACCGAUGGGACCAGUAGGACCAAUGGGUCCAGCUGGACCUCGCGGUGAAAGAGGUAGAGAAGGUUCGUCGGGCCCUCCUGGAUUGAGAGGUCUUGACGGAAUUGCUGGGCUGCCUGGGCAACCCGGUGUUAUAGGCAAACCUGGCUCACCAGGUUUUCCAGGCAAUCCUGGAAUUAAAGGUGAUCAAGGACCGCAAGGACCGACAGGAAACCAGGGUUUGCAAGGCCCACGAGGCGAAAGUGGCCGUCCAGGACAACCUGGCGAAACUGGUCCACAAGGUCCUCAAGGCAAAGAUGGAAUUCCGGGUGAGAAAGGAGCCACUGGAGCAAUAGGAUCCGUUGGUGUGGUCGGGUUUCCGGGUGCUCAAGGUCAACCUGGAACACCGGGUAAUCCUGGUAUCCCUGGCGCCAAAGGAGCACCUGGCCUUCCUGGUGAUAGAGGGUUAAAAGGAGAUACUGGAGUGAAAGGUGAUGCUCCGGGACCUCCUGGGAAUGAGGGCAAAAGAGGCAAAAGGGGUAUGCGUGGGCCAAUCGGUUCUGUAGGACCUCCUGGAGAACGUGGCGUACCUGGAGAACGUGGUUUUCCUGGAUCGGAUGGUCCUAUCGGGCCUCAAGGGCAACCUGGUGAUCGUGGUCCUGCAGGAACUGUUGGAUCAAAAGGCGCUACUGGAGAUCCUGGACGACCCGGACCGGCAGGAUUACAGGGUGCACGUGGUUUAAUGGGUAGGCCCGGAGCCUCCGGAAAACCAGGUAAUCCUGGGGAACGUGGAAUUCAAGGUGCGGAUGGCAAGCCUGGAGAACAGGGAUUGCCUGGAUUGCAGGGUCUACCAGGACCAAUAGGAACACCAGGGGAAAGAGGAUAUUCUGGAGAACGUGGAAAAGAUGGUGAGCCUGGCAAUCCAGGCCCGCCUGGUCCAAGAGGAGAUACUGGUAAAGAAGGACUUCCAGGAGUACAGGGUCUACCAGGUCCAUCAGGAAGCGACGGCGCGCGAGGUCUUCCGGGACCCAUUGGUUCUAGAGGUUUUCAAGGUCUUCCAGGUGCCGCCGGUAAUCCGGGUGUUCCAGGCAAGGACGGAGAAGCAGGAGUACAAGGACAUCCCGGUCCGCCAGGAAUGGUCGGCGAUAGAGGCGAUCGAGGAUUUCCGGGAGAAAGAGGACUUAUUGGACCUCCAGGACCUAUGGGACCUAGAGGAGAAACUGGAACACAAGGCUCUGAUGGUCUCAUUGGUUUACCAGGACUCAAAGGAGACAAAGGAAGUUUCGGUUCACCGGGAUUAUUAGGACUUCCUGGCGCGAGAGGACUACCCGGAGAACCUGGACAAAAAGGAGAAAGGGGCAUAAUAGGACCAAUCGGCCCCGAAGGUCCCUCAGGACAUAUUGGAGAGCGUGGACCACAAGGAGAAGUUGGACCUCCUGGCUCUCCUGGAGAACCAGCUGAACGAGGUGAUCCAGGUCCUCCUGGUCUCAUUGGCGAGCCCGGAGCUCCUGGUAAUCCAGGAGAAAGAGGACCUCAUGGAUUACAGGGCUCGCAAGGUUUUCCAGGCCCACAAGGGUUAAUCGGACUUCCGGGUCUGAAAGGUGAUCGUGGAUAUCCGGGUUUAAAGGGAGAACAAGGAAAUCCGGGACUACCUGGCAGUCACGGCGAGAUCGGAGUACCUGGACCUAUUGGAAUUACUGGUGCUAAGGGAAUCAGAGGUGAUCCUGGUGUACGAGGUGAACCCGGUUUAAUGGGCCCACCUGGUAUUAUAGGACAUGUUGGACCAUCAGGACCACCAGGAAAUAUAGGACCAUCUGGUGCUCCUGGAUUGCCUGGUGUCAAAGGUGAUGCAGGCGAUACUGGACGUCCUGGAAAUCCAGGACCAAUCGGUAAUCCUGGUCUACCUGGAAUCGAUGGAAUUAAAGGCGAAAGUGGAUCUCCAGGCUCUCAAGGACUAACAGGUUUUCAAGGACCUCAAGGUCCGCUUGGCGAAAGAGGUUUACCGGGCCUACCUGGUUCCCCUGGUCCUAUAGGGAAUAGAGGGUUACGCGGAGCUCCCGGUGAAAUAGGACAACCUGGAAAAACAGGAGCGGAAGGUCCGCCCGGACCUCCUGGAUUAAGUGUAGGAGGCCGACCAGGUGAUAAGGGACCACCUGGAGUACCUGGUGCUGCAGGACCAUCGGGUCCUCCUGGAUUAUCUGGACCACCUGGGCCCACCGGACCCACCGGACUUACUGGGGAACGUGGUCCGAAAGGUGAAACAGGACCGCAAGGUGUGGAAGGUCCACAGGGACCACGAGGAAAACCCGGCCCAGCAGGUCUUGAAGGUAUAAAAGGGGAUCGCGGAGAAGAGGGACAAAAAGGAGCUAAAGGACAUCGGGGAUUUACUGGUUUACAAGGAUUAUCCGGGUCUCCUGGUUUAGUAGGAGAAAAAGGUAUACCUGGUCUACCAGGAUUUCCUGGUAAAGACGGAGAACCAGGUAUUAGAGGUAAUCCUGGACGAGAAGGCAAUCCUGGUCCUAUCGGACCUGUGGGAAAUCCUGGAUCAAGAGGUCCAUCUGGGGAAGAAGGUCGCCAAGGAUCACCGGGUCUUCCAGGACCUCCUGGACCACCUGGUCCUCCUGGAGAAGUGGGUUUCGGUUACGAUGCGGCGUCUUUAGUAGCAUUUAUAGGACAAGGCCAAACCAAAGGACCAGAUCCACUUGGAGAUGAACCACCAAGAAUAUUUAGUAAAGAUAUCCCUGAAAAGGAACGAAGAGAAUUACUUUUAAAAGCGUAUGAAAAUUUAAAAUCGUCAUUCCAAAAAUUGAUGAAACCGGAUGGUGAAAAGAAUUCGCCUGCUAAAACUUGUCGAGAUCUAUUUGUUGCUUAUCCGGACAAAUUAUCUGGCGAGUAUUGGAUUGAUCCAAAUGAAGGAGAUAUUCGAGACGCGAUCUUAGUGUAUUGCGAUGCUGAGAAACGUGCAACUUGCAUUUUACCAAAUCCAUCGCGUUCACCAGAGAUCACUCACAUCACUGAUCAACAGGAAACCUGGUUGAGCGAGAUAGAUAACGGCAUGAAGAUUACAUACAAGGCAGAUAGUAAUCAAAUCAGUUUCUUGCAAUUGCUCUCAAAACAUGCGAAUCAAAACAUCACGUAUCAUUGUAAAAAUAGCGUGGCUUACUUUGAUUAUGAAAAGAAAACAUACAAAAGAGGCUUAAAGCUUUUAGCUUGGAACGAUGUUGAAUUGACACCACGAGGUAAUCAGCGUCUUAGAUAUGAAAUGAUAAUGGAUGAAUGCAGGGUCUAUCGAAACAACUGGGGUAAAACUGUUGUCUCGUACGAAACGGAUAAACCUACAAGACUUCCUAUAUUAGACGUGGCUCUGCGAGAUAUCGGAAAACCCGAACAGAGUUUUUCCAUUGAGAUCGGUCCAACUUGUUAUGAUUAAAACAAAGACGAACGCUAAAUUAAAAAAAGAUAUGAAGGAAUUUGAGAGAUAUAUCACUCGGAUAUUUUAAUACCAAUUAGAAAAAUUCUCGGAGUACUUAAAUAUUUUUCAAUCGAAUAUUAAAUACCUGAGUAUUUAUAUGUAAAAAUAUCCACGCAAUAACCAUGGAUUUACUGAAUGCGCAUUAUACCAAAAUAUUGUGUACAAUGACAGAUAAAUUUUAUGUAUAAAUACAUCGUUUAUUAUUCCGUUCAACUAUUUAGGAAAAAUAAAAUUAUGCAUUAUCAAA
Molecule: messenger RNA, 4818 nt
Organism: Acromyrmex echinatior (Panamanian leafcutter ant)
Lineage: Eukaryota; Metazoa; Arthropoda; Insecta; Hymenoptera; Formicidae
Molecular function (GO): extracellular matrix structural constituent
Source: RefSeq, a predicted model, not a curated record